Molecule: messenger RNA, 547 nt
Organism: Zerene cesonia (dogface butterfly)
Lineage: Eukaryota; Metazoa; Arthropoda; Insecta; Lepidoptera; Pieridae
Exons: 5
Coding region: 43-525 (160 amino acids)
Cellular component (GO): BLOC-1 complex
Source: RefSeq, a predicted model, not a curated record
UAGAUUUCAUAAACUUAUAAAUAAUAACGUUAUUAUUUUAUCAUGUCUAAGACAGCUAAUGUUGUAGACGGCGAAGCUUCAGAAUCCGAUUCGGAGGUGGAAGUUGGUCUCUCUCCUGACUUGUCAACGAAAACGAAAGGAUUCGUUAUAUCCGGGGAAGCACCAGAGUCAGAUGAUGAAUCACAGCUCCAAACAAAUGACAACAGUGAACUGGAUGCUCCUCUCCAUAUAUCUAUGUACCCGCCAUCAUCACCCACUCGGAUGAUGUACAAGUCAUUAUUGCAUCAGAAAUUAUGGGAAUGUAAUGUAUCAUUACAGGCAACACUGGAAGGCUUAGUUAAACACACAACAGAGAUAUCCGUGGACAAAUUGACCAAAGCUGAUAAAACUUUGCUAAAUGUGCAGGAAAGUAUGAGAGCUACAAACGCAUCGUUGACUUUAGCCAGGGCGAGAUUAAAACAGAUCAAUGCUGAAUUAGAAAAAGUCAACUGUCACACAGCACUCCCUAAUGUGAAGAUAAAAUAAUGUUGUGAUCAAGAAAACACAU